Molecule: messenger RNA, 2390 nt
Organism: Fusarium redolens
Lineage: Eukaryota; Fungi; Ascomycota; Sordariomycetes; Hypocreales; Nectriaceae
Exons: 6
Coding region: 91-2211 (706 amino acids)
Biological process (GO): DNA-templated transcription; positive regulation of transcription by RNA polymerase II
Cellular component (GO): nucleus
Molecular function (GO): sequence-specific DNA binding; zinc ion binding; DNA-binding transcription factor activity, RNA polymerase II-specific
Source: RefSeq, a predicted model, not a curated record
CAUCAUCACUCUUCCCUAGUCACACUUUCUCAUCGAUUCACUGAAACUCAUUACUUGUCUCACACACGUUCUCUUACCGCCCAUUCUCUAAUGCAGCGACAGCAGAAUAUAUCUGGUCGUCAUAAGAGGGUGUCCAAUGCGUGCCAGCGAUGCCGCCAACAUAAGAUCAAAUGUUCCGGGUCACAACCCUGCAAAGCUUGCAUCAAUAGGGGUUCCAGGUGCAAUUUCGUAUCCGAAGAGCGGAACAUUCUUGUAUCGGAAAGAUCUCUCUCCAACCUCCGCAAAAGGCUCGACAGCUUUGAGAGAAAGCAGAACAAAUCCGCUUCUCCACCCAAAGAUUCCCCUCAACCAAUCUCCUCCCUGUCUGUGUCUGAACAUCCCAAUGAGCAAAUCAAUUGUUUGCCUCUCCCCCAUGCAAGUGACGGCAGUUCACAAGGCUCUCCACAUGCACCUUGUCAAGGACAAGACACAGAUCAACACCAAGACCAUGACCAGGCGCUGCCUCAGCCUUCCGCGGUGACGCUUCAGCAUGGCGAAGCUGCCGGCUCUGAUGAUGCCGACGUUUCCAACCUGCUCGUGCCUGAGCAGCCGAGCUACAUGUCCGACUACUCGGGGAGACUGAGAUACCUGGGACACUCGUCGACAUGGUCCUUCAGCUACCAGGUCCUUCAGAUGGCCUCACAAAGUGCCGGGCUCUCAGGUUCCCCGGCGGCGUCGAUGCAGAUGCACGUAGAUGGGCAAACCUAUAGCAUCCCGGAACGCCAGAUAGAUCUCAGUGCUAUCCAGAUAACCAGCCUUCCCUCCCUAGAACUCGCUCUCUAUUACCUCCAGACUGUUAAGUUCCGGACCCAUCCUCUCCUCCAUCUUUUCGAAGAGACGGAUUUUGUGCAUAACCUUCAUCUCUUUUACCAGGAUCCCCUAGGGGUUGCCAGGACGCAUAAUCUGUGGUAUAUACACUACCUGGUCAUCAUGGCCUUUGGAAAGUCAUUUGCCGGGCAGCAACCAAGCAUUGGACCGGCAGGCGCGGACCUCUUCUCACGUGCUAUGAAUCAGAUGCCGGACGUCACAUAUCUCUCUCGUGAUCCUGUCAAGGCUACCGAGAUCUUUUGUUGUAUUGCGCUCUACCUACACUGUGUUGACCAUCGCGUUGCUGCACACUCAUACAUUGGCCAAGCUGUGAGAAUGGCCCAGUCGCAUGGGCUUCAUACAGACAUGCAACCUGCAUCAGUCGGUGAUCGACUCGCCCAACAUGGUCGCCUCCUUUGGUGGACCGUCUACACUCUUGACCAGAGGCUUUCAUCCUUAAUGGGUAUAACAAACGGUAUCCAUGAUGACGAUAUCAGUGCCUUAGCACCGCAGAUAUCUGAGAAUGACAUUCAUUCAUCGGCCCUUGCGAUUCACGUCAAGAUUUCACAACUUCUGGGCUCUAUUACUAUCACUGUAUACGGACCGAAAGCAAAACUCAAAGAAAGUUUCUUAGCGACGAUACGCAAAGCCCUCAAAGGCAUAGCCGAGCUAAGUGAAGACCUGUCCGCAUUUUCUGGCCGGUUAAUUGGUGAAAUCUCCCGCGUGUCGGCCCACCUCAAUCUGCAGUAUAAUCAGUGCAUUGUCCUCACAAUAAGACCGCUUUUGUUUCACCUGUACAAGCAAAAGCUCCUAGGCUCGGGUACAGCUGGCGAAUUCACCCUUCCUUCUUCGAUCAGAGACCUCAUCCAAGUUGUGACCAAUUCCGCUGUUCAAAUGGCAAACAUACUGUCUCAAUUGAAGCGACACGGACUCUUAGACAUCCUCCUUCCUUUUGACCUCGAGGCAGCCUACUCAGCCGCUUUCGUCUUGGUGAUGGCCUCUGAGGUCGAAGCUAAGCAUGCUAUGCAUGAGGUGUCUCUUGCAGUUUUACUCGACGUUUUUGACACCAUGAUUAUGGCAGGGAAUCUUCAAGCCAGCUCACGAAAAGCCGAGGUGGAAGAGUUGGCCUACUCUUUACGAAGGCAGUUCCACCCAGAGGUCAAUGCCAAUAACGAGAAUGUCACCGAUGCAAUGGCCUCCAAUCAGCCUGGUGAAGUUACCUUUGCAACUCAGUUUGGCUUGCCUAGUCCUGGCGGGACGUCCUUCGAGGGGUGGAGUCCUGGGAAUUUCUAUCCAGAUUCUCGAAUUGAAGGGUUGGCUGAUUCCCUUACCAUGGAUGGACUUCUUGACUUAUGGGUACAAUGAGAUAGAAUUGUAAUUCUUCUAAUCCUUCUAUGUGACUCGCUACUGGCAACCUGGUCGGUACAAUUAACUCGUGGCUGGACGUCGCUGUGCUGAUCAAGUACUGGCUAGAAACUCAACGAUUGAUGUUGGGGGAUUCGGUCAAAUUCCCGACCUUUGCCUUUUCUCAAAGACAGUAAGAG